Ictalurus punctatus (channel catfish) is the source of this 2725-nucleotide messenger RNA. It is a transcript of the gene phf23b, whose product is annotated as PHD finger protein 23b. The transcript has 5 exons. NCBI's taxonomy places the organism in Eukaryota, Metazoa, Chordata, Actinopteri, Siluriformes, Ictaluridae. Gene Ontology annotation, biological process: negative regulation of autophagosome maturation; negative regulation of autophagosome assembly; positive regulation of protein ubiquitination. The record is from RefSeq and is a predicted model, not a curated record. Bases 526 to 1476 code for a protein of 316 amino acids.
UCUCAGUUGACAUCGACCGCUUGAGGGAGGCGCGACGAGGGUUAGAUAUCAGCACACACGGAGUUUCCAGAAGUUUUCCACUUUUGAUGAGAAAGAAGGAAAACAUAUAUUUAUUGACUGGAUCAUUUGGACAGAUCGGUGAUUGAGACACAGGCACACACAGAGAGAGAGAGAGAGAGAGAGAGAGAGAGAGAAAGAGAGAGAGAGAGACACACACACGCUGCAGAAUGCUCGCUCACUUGGAGCGUCGGGCUUCGGUUUAUUUCUGCAACGCCAUGAGAGGAAGAAAUGAUCCCGCUAGCUAAUUCUCCAGCAGAUAGAAUUUAUACUGAAAAUUUAACCCUCGGUUGGAAACCGGGACAUUUCUAAAACUCCGAUCUAUUUAUUUAUUUUUUACAACACUAAGAAGGACAAAUCGACCGUUUCGUGUUGUGUGAAAGUGUUAGCUUUAGCUGGUUAGCAAGCCGGUGAAUAAACGCUGCUCAGUGCCACUGAAGUUCAGCGAACCUCAUUGUUGAGGUGACAAUGCUCGAAAUAAUGUCUGAGCACCAAGAUUCAUUAUUGAAACGCAAAGCGGAGCCUCUGCCACCAGAGAGACGAAAGAGAACAGUGGAGGACUUCAACAAGUUCUGCAGUUUUGUCUUGGCGUAUGCUGGCUAUAUCCCAUCUCCAAAAGAGGAAAGGCCUUGGUCUCCAGAUUCCUCCAGUUCACCACACAGCUCUGGCACCUCGGGCGAAGGUGGCGUGGGAGGUGGUGCCAGCUCAAAUAUGUCGGCAAGCUGGGGAGACGGCAACUCGGACCUACACACCAUUCACACUUUCGUGCAGAAAGCCCGCGCCAACAAAAGCGUCAAGACCAUGCAGCGUCUGCCUUCUGAUAACACCCUGCUGGACAAAAUGAGGUUAAAAGACUCUCUCUACAAGGGUCAAGCGAGCAGCAAAGCAGAGCGCAAGAAGGACAAAAAGCUGAAGCGCCUCUCUCUCGGCUCAGGUGCAGGAGACAGCAGCAGUAGCAGCGGGGAAAAGCGCGCCAGAAUCAAGCGCAGCAAAAACUCCAAGCAGCCCAAAAGCCUUAAGAAGCUUAAGAGCUCGGCACUCAGCGAGACAGACUCUGAGACUGGACUUGGCCAUGGAGAGGAGCACGCAGGUCAACCAAGAGGGCUGCAGUCCCAGAGACCCAACCUGGUAAAGUCUGAGCACGACGAAGCAAGCAGAGAUGCUGAAAUGAGCUCCAGUGAAGGGGAAACGUGGAUCGCAGAUGAGGAUAUCAUGGUAGAGUCAGGUGACGACUCGUGGGAUCUGAUCACUUGCUACUGCGGGAAACCUUUUGCAGGACGACCCAUGAUCGAGUGCAACCAGUGCAGCAUAUGGGUGCAUCUGUCCUGCGCCAAAAUCAAGAAGUCCAAUGUCCCAGACAUAUUCUACUGUCAUAAAUGCAGGGAAGCGAGGCGAUCGGGCCAUAAAAAAGACAGUUAGAGAAGACGCCUAAGCCCUGGAAGCGCAACGUUCCCGUCCUCCACUUUUUCUAUUAAGUAUGAGACGAAAUCGCCGACUUUGAACGGCGGUGUUCUUUUGAGACCCGUGAUUUUACGUGUCAGUUCAUCACAUAUUUGACAAUCACAUACAUAGUUAAUAUCACGAGGGUAAUUUCUUCAUGUUUGUAGACAAACUUGUAUGCAUGGCUCUUACUCGGAACACUCUGUCUGCCAGUUUGGUCUGAUCAUCAGGGAGUGUUUAGUGCCGGCUUUGUAGAAGAUUUAAAAGAUGAUGUAUGCCGACGUAAAAGCCUUUUACAAAGCAGAUGUUUAGAAGCUGAGGUUUGUCUUUUUACAUGAAGAAGUGGUUUGUGUAUAAGUUGUUAUUUCUAUUGCUUAUCAUUUUCACACACAUCUCAGUUUCCCUUUCAGAUUUGUGAUAAUCGAUAUUAACAGGUAGCCUUUAUUAAGUGAUUAGCGUGUUUUUUUGUUUUUUUUUAAAUCUCAGUGCAUGUCAGCACCAUGGCAGUCGUGUCAUUAACUAGCACUUAACUAUCAACCCCAGGUCAUUCUGUGUUGGGAACAUGAAAGGUUGGACUUGAAAUGGGAACUUUAAGAUUGGAACUUUAACAUUUCCAUCGGUUGCACUGUUGUCCACUUACCAAGCGUAAGCAGUUUCAAAUUGUGCAUCAUCUAUUUUUCGUUGGUUUACUUUCGAAGGACGUUUUCUGAGACAAAUGAAUGAUGAUUAAGAGCUUUGUAACUGCCACCCAAGUGUUGAGGUUUACUCAAUGCCCCCAAUUUAAUAGAUGUAGUUAUUUGUUCUGUUUGUUUUUUUUUGUUUGUUUUUUUUAAGAGUUUAAUUUGGGUUUUAAUCUCUUGUCUGAGAUCUGGUUAAGAUCACACACACAGAGUGUUAGUUGUUGUGGAGCUGUUCCCUGAUAUGCUGUUUGAAAGUAGUUCGGAGACCAGAUCGUCUUGUGUACAGAAAAGAGUUUAAGCUACAAGUGUUGUGGCAUAUUUUGUUUCUAAUAUGUUUUUUUGUUCGUUUGUUUGUUUGUUUUUUGCGAGGGGUUUCUUGAAAUUCCCAAAACAUAGACCCUCUCCUAUUUUACUCUGUAAAUAUCAUAUCCUUUCAGAACUGUACAUAAUAUGAAAACGAAGAGAAAGCCAAACAAAUGUUAUAUUUUUGGCAUCUGAUGUUUUCUUUAACUGUACCAGAAGAAAUAAAGCCUUUUCUUUAUUGGGUA